ACUUGCACAACUUGGCGCGCAAACAGUGAACCGUACUCCGAAUUCUCCGAAAAUACAGUGACAGUCUUUUGUUUAUUGCUUUGAAUACUUCAAAGGCAACUGCUUCAAUCAGUCGUAGCAACAAUGUCGUGGAACAAUUUUGACAAUUCGACGGCAGGCGAAGGUGGCUUCAUGAACACGACGGUGAACGAUUCCACCGCCGGCGAGGACAAAGCCAACCUGAAACGCGGUCAGAACUGCGUACCUGUGAUGAUAGCACACCUAGUGCGCUACGGCGAGAAGCUCACCGUCUGGGGCACUCCUGUCAGGCUCGUCACCUUCGUCGGCCUCGUCCGCAAAGUCGAGCCCACCAGCACCAAGGUCUCCUUUGAAUUCUCCGACGACACCGGGAACAUAUCGGGACUGAAGUGGUUGGAGGGCGAUUCAGCCAACUACGAGUCUCCAGUGAAAGUUAAUUCAUACGCCAGGGUGCAUGGGAUGAUCAGGGACCAGGGUGAAGAUCACUACGUCCUUAUUGUCAAUAUCCAGCCUAUGGACCAUCUCAUGGAACUGUUGUCACAUCAUAUGGAGGUGACACUUAUGAGUCUUCAGGGAGAUAGUAUGGUUAACAAAGUAGCCAACAAUGACCACUCUAUGGGCAAUCAGUCAGUGCAAAAUGGAUCGGUUAACAAUAGUAACGCAAACUCUGGUCUCAAUCGACAACAACAGAUGGUACUGGAUAUCAUUGAGAAUAGUGAUCCAGAGUUUGGGGCUGAGAGGGAUCAGAUUAAGAGUGCAGUGGCUCCAAAUGUUCCUCCUCAAAUGGUGGAUGAGAUUCUGGAAUUUCUGUCUGCUGAAGGCCAUAUUUAUACAACAAAGACAGAUGAUUAUUUCAAGGCUAUUUAAAUUUUGUUGCAAAAUCUUACUAGGUUAAUUGCACUCUUUCUAAUUUCUUCAAGUCGUUCUUUCUAAAAAGUGUGCAUAUUAUAUAUAAGUAAGAAAAAUUCACGAAUAUUUAUAUAAACAGUUAGUUACACCAAUGUAAAUAGACACACAGAUUAACAUUCAUGCGUUUGCUUUGUGAUCAGCUCAAGCAAUUUCAUUACUGAAUAUUUUUUUAUGUUAAAAUUAUGUAAGGAUGUUAUGGUUAAAUAAACAUAAUUUUCUA
Molecule: messenger RNA, 1147 nt
Organism: Nasonia vitripennis (jewel wasp)
Lineage: Eukaryota; Metazoa; Arthropoda; Insecta; Hymenoptera; Pteromalidae
Gene: RPA2
Product: replication protein A2
Biological process (GO): DNA replication; nucleotide-excision repair; double-strand break repair via homologous recombination
Cellular component (GO): DNA replication factor A complex; site of double-strand break; chromosome, telomeric region
Source: RefSeq, marked validated